AUGCAGGUCCGGGGCCUCCUCCUCCUCCUCCUGGCGCUGAUCCUGCUGGCAGCCACGGCCGAGGCUGGCAAGAACAAGAAAGGUGAGGAGCACCCAGGGGACGUCUCCGAGUGCGAGGACUGGCGCUGGGGUCCCUGUGUCCCCAACAGCAAGGACUGUGGCCUGGGCUACAGGGAGGGCACGUGCAAAGAUGAGAGUAAGAAGCUCAAGUGUAAGAUCCCCUGCAACUGGAAGAAGAAGUUUGGAGCCGACUGCAAGUACAAAUUUGAGAGCUGGGGGGGUUGCAGUGCUCAGACAGGUGUCAAGACUCGCUCUGGCAUCCUGAAGAAAGCCCUGUACAAUGCCCAGUGUGAGGAGAUUGUCUAUGUGACCAAGCCCUGCUCUUCCAAGAUCAAGUCAAAGUCCAAAGCAAAGAAAGGCAAAGGGAAGGACUAGAGCUGGAAGGCAGCAUCUUCAUCAGCCCCUCGACGUGGUGCCUGUGGAGCUGGAUGCCCAGCUGCAGCUGGCCUACCCUCCAGUCUUCAUCCUCCUCCUCUCCUUCCU
Molecule: messenger RNA, 543 nt
Organism: Colius striatus (speckled mousebird)
Lineage: Eukaryota; Metazoa; Chordata; Aves; Coliiformes; Coliidae
Gene: MDK
Product: midkine
Exons: 4
Coding region: 1-435 (144 amino acids)
Molecular function (GO): growth factor activity
Source: RefSeq, a predicted model, not a curated record